Electrophorus electricus (electric eel) is the source of this 4285-nucleotide messenger RNA. RefSeq names its product solute carrier family 36 member 4 (gene slc36a4). Gene Ontology annotation, molecular function: L-alanine transmembrane transporter activity; L-proline transmembrane transporter activity. Gene Ontology annotation, cellular component: vacuolar membrane. Lineage: Eukaryota; Metazoa; Chordata; Actinopteri; Gymnotiformes; Gymnotidae. The record is from RefSeq and is a predicted model, not a curated record. Gene Ontology annotation, biological process: amino acid transmembrane transport; L-alanine transport.
AUAGAGGGACCCUAGUGUCCCUAGAGGGACACUUGCCAAGAUGAUGAGGAUAUCGGUAAGGAACGGUACCGCGCUGUGAGUUCAGCGCCGAUUUAAUCUGAUACUGUGCGUGGAGUUGCGGUUACUUUAAGAAGCGCUCCCGUCACGGGACCUCAGGGAGAGGGACGGGUGACGUUUUCCGCACAUUUUGUCGGCGAGAGUCAGUCAUGUACGCUAUGGAAGGCAGGAUACAAGUUGCGUGAGGACCCGGAAACCGUUCGAGAGGACGAGCGAAACUGAUUUGUGCACAUUUUUUUUUUUUUUAUCUCGUGUAUGUGCUCUCCGUAACGCGAUUCGACAGACGAAUUUGCCAGUCGUUUGCGUGUUUUGCCACGGCGCACAGCCGACGCUGCUUCCACGUCAGUGGGGACGAGAGUGCUUCUGCGCUCCGUGGGUAAGAAGCUGCGGUGUACAAUCGCUUCGCUAUUCUUCGGAUUAAUAAACUGAAAUGGCAUCCAUCCCAUGUGGUCGCAGCUAGUAACCGGUUUCUCAUCAGUCUAACGGUGCAUAAGACAACCGUAUUUUGGAUGGACUUGGCAUAUUUUUAGUGCCUCUGCCGCUGUUGGCUGCGCUGAGUAAACCUUAUUUGCAGAUAUCCGGUUCACCGACACGGGAUCAAUGUAACCGCAGGGCUGAUAAGUGUGUGUGUGUGUGGUGUGUGAGACGGUACCACCGAAGUGGCAGGUUAUAGUCUCCGGAAGGCAAAGCAUUCGCCCGCAUGCGAACUACUCCUUCACGCCGCACAAAUGACCUGUAGAAGAUGGCAUCACCGGAACAGCUAGAUAUGGAGGUACUGACGCCACUGAUGGAGCAGGCAAGCGGCGAGGAAAGCUCUGACGAAGACCUCGACAAGGAGCAGCAGCCGCAUGGCAUCACGUUCACUCAGACCUUACUUCAUCUGUUAAAAGGCAAUAUUGGCACUGGUCUGCUUGGACUGCCUCUGGCCUUGAAGAAUGCUGGGAUAGUGUUGGGGCCGGUGUGUUUGGUGCUGAUGGGUGUGGUCUGUGUUCACUGUAUGCACAUCUUGGUAAACUGCAGCCACCAGCUGAGUGAAAGAUUGAAGAGAUCUACCCUUGGUUACAGUAACACUGUAGCUGUUGCCAUGGAGAUGAGCUCCUCCCAGUACCUGAAGAAAGGUGCCCCUUUUGGGAGAAAACUAGUUGAUUUUUUUCUGGUUUUGACCCAGCUGGGCUUCUGUAGCGUCUACUUUGUCUUCCUGGCUGAGAACAUCAAACAGGUAGUGGAGGGUCACUAUACCAACACAACUGCAGUGGUAGUGGCAAUGCUGUACUCCAACAGCUCAGAAGGGAGUGUUUCUUCCCCUCUGGACGAGCCUGCCGUCUCUGUGAUGACGGGGCUGGACCAGAGGCUGUACAUUCUCUUCCUCCUGCCCUUCCUCAUCCUCCUGACCUUCAUCAGGGAUCUGAGGAACAUGGCCACCCUCUGUGCGGCCGCCAACCUCUGCAUGGCCGUCAGUCUGGUGCUCAUCUUCACCUAUGUCCUCAGUGAUGUGGGGGAUCCUCGGCAGCUUCCAUAUGUUUCCACAUGGAGUAAGUUCCCUUUCUUUUUUGGGACUGCCAUCUUUGCCUUUGAAGGGAUUGGGGUGGUGCUUCCUCUAGAGAACCAGAUGAGAGAGUCGAGGCGUUUUCAACAGGCUCUUAACAUCGGUAUGGCCAUUGUUAUUGUGCUUUACGUUUCUUUGGCGACGCUGGGCUACCUGCACUUCGGUGAUGACAUCAAAGGAAGCAUCACACUCAACCUGCCACAUGACACCUGGUCUAAUCUGCUGGUGAAGGUUCUGUAUUCGUUUGGCGUGUUUGUGAGUUUUGCUAUUCAGUUUUUUGUUCCUGCUGAGAUACUGGUGCCUGUGGUGUGUAAGAACAUCUCAGAGCCAUGGAGGUACACAGCUGACCUCUUCACCAGAGCCCUGCUCGCCACUCUCACCUGUGUGGUUGCAGUGUUGGUUCCUCGACUAGACCUUGUGAUCUCAUUGGUGGGUGCUGUGAGUAGCUCCGCCCUUGCGCUUGUGUUCCCACCACUGGUGGAGCUUGUCGCCAUGCCAACACGGCCCCCUGCCCUCCUCAUCCUAAAGGAUGUGUCCAUCGCUGGACUAGGAUUUCUUGGAUUCCUCACAGGGACAUACGUAACCGUUGGAGAGAUUAUCUACCCUGACAGCCAGGGACAGACUCGUCUCCAUGACGCCAGGAACUGGACCACACCUACUGCCCCGCCCUCUUAAUGAUCACACCCACUAGCCUCAGGAGAGAAAAACACACACACACACACACACACACACACACACACACACACACACACACACACACACUCACUAGAUUUUACAACAUGAAUAAUACUAUAUGAUGUAAAAUGGGAUUAACAAAUAUAAGAUAACUACAUUCUAAUGUUAAACACUACAUAUUCAUACUUGCACACACACAACCCUGAUAACUCCCUGCAGAGAUUGUGAAAUAUAGGAACACUGUGGUUACAGGAGAGCUCUUCAGUCGUAUAGUGGCUGACAUCUGUUGUGCAUCUUUUUCUAGGUACUGCCAUAUCCAAAAGGGGGUGUGAGUGUGUGUGCCCAUGUGUGUCUGCACCUGGUGAAUAUAUGGUUGACUUUGUCUGCACCUUGCAGGAAAUCGUAUACCUCCUAUGAUUUGAAUGAGUGUGAGUAGGUGUGCCUGUGAAAGGCUGAUGGACUGGACAAGGGGUCUUCAUGAGAGACCUCUGAGAUGUUUUCAUAGACUUCCAGAUAGAAUGGCUUUUAGCCAGUCGCCUCACCCAGAUAAGGGGAUAUCUGUAAAAUAUAAAAUGAAACAAUAAAUGUAUUCUGAAAGUGCUAGAUAGUGUCAUGCAGCAUAGCCUGUAUGUACUGUGCUUAUUCUCUGAUUAAUCAGAGAUAUCAUUAAUAAAUUAAUAUCUGACCCUGAAACUUUAUUCUACAUAUUUGAUUUAUCGAUUUGUAACGUAUGUGCCAAAUAUUUUGGUAGACUUAUUUAUUAAUAACUUUGCACAUUUUAUAUGUAUUAACCAAAUAUUAUCUGGUAGGCAGUCUAGUUGUCAGAAACUGAUCAGUAAUGAACAGAGAAGAAGGUGACUGACAUUUUGUGUUUUACAGGCGUAAAACUAAGUGUCUAGUUUGUGUAAACGCAAGGUAGGUGUUUACAUUUGCGGUGCAAACUCUAAUGCGUACAUGUGCAUCCCAACCAAAAAAAUGUUCUUGUGUACACACUUGUGCAGCCCAACCAAAACAAUCUAUACUCAUUGCAGAGGUCUGUUGGUGCAUCAAACCAGUGGUUUAAAGCUCCUUAGCUCACCAGUUAACAGUGGUUGGGUUUUGUGUCUAACCACAGGACUAAUCACAAGUGGUUUUCCCCACGUGAGGUAACUUUUCAGUGUAGGCCAUUUUAAGCCUUUACUUAAGGAGGUUAAGCUGUUACUUAAGCUUAGCCAAGGAUUUGUGUCUGGUUUACGGAAGCAUAAUUACAGGUUGUCUUCAACCUGUGGAUAUAUAUUUCUCUUUAUGUAAUGUUGGAACUGACUGAAGCAAUUAACACCAUCAACCAUGAUUUUUUAUUUAUUUUUUUUUAAAGGGCAAGGUUUGGAAGAAGCUGGUCAGUUUAGAUACACAAAUUAUUAUUAUUAUUUUUUGUUUUUUUUAAAUCAACAAACGAGUGCCAGCUUGUUGGCAUAAAUGCAGAUUUUUUUCAGAACCUGAAAGAGUGCAGUGAUGCAUCACAAAGUUUUGGUUUAGGUCCUUUGUCCUCCCUUCACAUACAGUCCUUUGGAUAUACAAUUCACAAUUUCACAAAUGCUUGGUUUUCACUUGGAUAAGUUCAUAAAUGGCUACACAAAAAGAGACUCCAUUUAAGAUAAACACUGAGAUGACCAAUAACUUCCUUUUUACAAAUUCUUAUAAAGCAGAAGUGCUAAUGAGUACUACUAUUUUAUGAGACCUUGGUGGCCAUUCUGUAAAAGACAAAACUACACUGAAGGAUGUUUGUUUUCUUAUUUAGCUCCUAAACACUGGGGGGAAAAAUUGGAAUGCAAGAUCUGUGGGUGUUUUAGAAAUACAUUUGUUUAGGCUGACCUGUAUGUAGUUUAUUGGGAUUUAUUUUAUAUUUCAUCAUUUGCAGUGUUGUUACUUCAUUAAUGUACUAUACUUAAUCAUGUAAAAUUUGUUGAAUCUUUUCUAUGUAAAAGACUGAGAUUUUGCAAAAAUAAAGAUGAGGGUGAUUACAUUAAA